Molecule: messenger RNA, 2651 nt
Organism: Penaeus indicus
Lineage: Eukaryota; Metazoa; Arthropoda; Malacostraca; Decapoda; Penaeidae
Gene: Arp10
Product: actin-related protein 10-like
Exons: 8
Coding region: 94-1305 (403 amino acids)
Biological process (GO): retrograde axonal transport of mitochondrion
Cellular component (GO): dynactin complex
Source: RefSeq, a predicted model, not a curated record
GGCAGAGGGAAGGGCCGAGUGUCAACAUUGAGGCUGAGGAGGGCCUGAGGAAGCCCAAUAUUUAUCCGAAUAAUUUCGCUCUCGUGCGAUACAAUGCCGCUGUACGAGGGCCUGAGCGGGAUCGGCCUGAUAAAUGAGAAGAACACGACGGUUGUGUUCGAUUUCGGGUCGGCUUACACCAAAGCUGGCUUUGCUGGAGAGAAUGGACCAAGGGUCAUCUUGAGGUCUGAGGUCAAGUGCCGGGAGACGGGCAACAUUGUGCCAGUGUUUGAGACCCAGGACAAGGAGGAACUGCGUCACCGUUUGGUUGACUUCAUCCACAAACUCUAUUUCAAGCACUUGCUUGUGAAUCCCAAGGACAGAAGGGUUGUGGUUGUCGAGAAUCUCCUGACGCCUUCCAACACACGCAACAUCUUAGCCAAAGUACUCUUCAGACACUAUGAGGUUUUAUCAGUAGUGUUUGCACCAUCCCACCUUGUGGCUUUAAUGACUCUAGGAAUUAACACUGGUUUGGUAAUGGACAUUGGCUAUCAAGAGGUCACACUCAUACCUGUGUUCGAGGGGGUUCCUAUUCUGUCAGCCUGGCAAGCACUGUCAUUAGGAGGCAAAGCAGUUCAUAGUUCUUUGAGCGAAUUGUUGCUCGACCGCGGAUUGUCGGUCGGAGAGGAUGGGAAGGAACAGAGGCUCUCCUCGGUAAUGGAGACACUCCCCGAGAAGGUCCUGGAGGAUGUUAAAGUCCGAACUUGCUUUGUAUCGACACUGGAAAGAAGCUCAAAGCUGCACGGCAACAAGUAUGACCGCUCAAUCGAACCCCCUGCUCCUCCUCCGUCUGUGCUGUACCCCCUGUCUGGUAGUCGCAGUCUUACUAUCCCUGGCACAGUGAGGGAGCUGGCUACUGAAGUUCUGUUCGAGCAGGAUCGUGAUGCUCUUAGCCUGCCAACAAUCAUCCUGGAUUCUUUGCAGAAGUGUCCAAUUGAUACACGACGAGUGCUUGCAGAGAACCUGGUCAUUAUUGGAGGCACUGCCAGCAUGCUAGGCCUUAGACACCGCCUGCUGGCUGAAGUUCGCACUCUCGCUGCUUCAGAGGCAUUCAGCAAAGUGGUGAAGAUAAAUUCUUUCAAGAUCCACAACCCACCUGCCAAAGCUAAUUAUGUGGCCUGGCUGGGAGGUGCCAUCCUUGGAGGGACAGAAGCGGUGGCCCUGCGCACACUCCCCCGCGACCAGUUCCUGGUGAAUGACCGAGUGCCUGACUGGUGUGACCUCUCAUGCAACCUGAAGGAGGAGCGGGACGAGAAGUCGGCCUGAUCUCCCAUUUGACCAAUUCCUAGACCAGCUUCAUCUUCUUGAUUCUCUUGACAUUUGCAGUUUUGACUUUCUCAUCGUUUCAGACUUUCCACUUGACCUUUUUGACCUCCAGACUUUCUUGAAGUUUCUUCAUGACUUGAUCUUCUGCCUUGUAUCGUACAAGGCCUUCUUAACUUUACACUUCGCCUUCUAUAUUUUCUUGCCUCUCCACUUGACCUAUCUGACCUUAACUUCUGUGACCAAUGUGAUACCACAAAAGCCACCUCUAUUAUGCAGCAGUUUGGCUUUUGCUUCAUUUUCGUUAUAUUCUGAGAUGCCGGGUCAGAUUUGUAUAUAUUUUUGUAUUUAUUAGGAUGGAGUUCCUGGUUAGAAAAUUCAGGUGAAAAGUGAAAGUGAAUAACUUGGACAUUUUUCAUGUGUCUUCUGUCUGGAAAUCUAAUAAGGAAGCAGCUUUAAAGAUAAUUAUGAUAUUUAAUAUGUUGAUUUUAAUUUUGGAAAUAUAUGCUUAUGCUGUAGAAGGUUUAUGUUUUAUUUUGCAUAGUAACAGAAAUCCUGCAAGUUAACAAGUUUUAUAAUGUUCUUUUUUUAUUGUUUGUUGCUUUGUUUUUAUAUAUAGUCUUUAUAUGUGCACAAGAUUGGGAAAGCAAAAUGUUUUUUUUUACAAUUCAUUAUUAUGUACUAGUGCUAGACAUUUGUCAUUUUAAUACUCUUCUACAAUUCACUCAUUUCUUCAAGCAUGUAGGAUAAUUUUCAUGAACACAUUUUUUUCUUUUGCCUUUUAUUUUCACUGAAUAUAUUACAAUCCUAUAAUGUAUUAGGAAAUAACAUUUUUUUAUUUACAAUUUUUAAUACACAAUAAGGAACAUGCAAUGUGAAGAGAUUGUGGAAUUAAGUACAUUUAGACUCAACAGAAGAUAGCAGCAAACAGGCAAUAUAUAAUUUAUGUAAAAGAGGGACAUUUGAAAGUUUGUUUUUUUCCUCCACAAUUAAAUGUUAAAUCAAAGAACUUGUAAAUGCUUAUUGGGUUAUAGCCAGUGACUCUUUAAAUACCCAUAGGCAGAAUUAUUAGAAAGCUGACUAGCAUAUACAUUAUAAUGUAAUAUUCUUUAUGUAGUCCCAAAGAACACAUUGAGUUGAAAUGUCAAGUAAUAUCAUGCUUUAUUCCUUUUUUUUGUGACAUCUUUUCUCUGAGAUAUGGCUAUUUCAAUUUUAGUUGGAUAUUUGUAUGUUGAGAAAUUGACAAGCACUCUUCCAAUAUUUCUUUAUGUAUGUUUAUAAUGCAAUGUUAUUCUUGUCAACUUGAAGAAUGGUGCAGCUUUAACUACAAUAUAUUGAUACAAUCUCAA